Molecule: messenger RNA, 7858 nt
Organism: Dipodomys ordii (Ord's kangaroo rat)
Lineage: Eukaryota; Metazoa; Chordata; Mammalia; Rodentia; Heteromyidae
Gene: Adamtsl1
Product: ADAMTS-like 1
Exons: 29
Coding region: 152-5437 (1761 amino acids)
Biological process (GO): extracellular matrix organization
Cellular component (GO): extracellular matrix
Molecular function (GO): metalloendopeptidase activity
Source: RefSeq, a predicted model, not a curated record
CACCCACCCUCGGUCAGGAAAUGUGAGCGGGGCUGAUGGAAGCUGAUAGGCAGGACCGGAGUGUUAGCACCAGCAGUGGAGGUGACAGCAGGCAGAGGAGCACUUAGCAGCUUAUUCAGUGUCCGGUUCGGAUUCCGGCAAGGAUCCAAGCAUGGAAUGCUGCCGUCGGGCAACUCCUGGCACACGGCUCCUGGUUCUGGCUUUCCUACUCCUGAGCUCCAGGACUGCACGCUCAGAGGAGGACCCGGAUGGCCUCUGGGAUGCCUGGGGCCCAUGGAGCGAGUGUUCCCGCACCUGUGGUGGAGGUGCCUCUUACUCCCUGCGACGAUGCCUCAGUAGCAAGAGCUGUGAAGGACGAAAUAUUCGAUAUAGAACAUGCAGCAAUGUGGAUUGCCCACCAGAAGCAGGUGACUUCCGAGCACAGCAAUGCUCAGCCCAUAACGAUGUGAAGCAUCAUGGCCAGUUUUAUGAAUGGCUUCCAGUUUCCAAUGACCCUGACAACCCAUGUUCGCUCAAGUGCCAAGCCAAAGGAACAGCCCUGGUUGUUGAGCUAGCACCGAAGGUCCUAGAUGGUACACGUUGCUACACAGAAUCUUUGGAUAUGUGCAUCAGUGGUUUAUGCCAAAUCGUUGGCUGCGACCAUCAGCUGGGAAGCACCGCCAAGGAGGAUAACUGUGGUGUCUGCAACGGAGAUGGGUCCACCUGUCGGCUGGUUCGAGGGCAGUAUAAAUCCCAACUCUCUGCAACUAAAUUGGACGAUACAGUGGUUGCCAUUCCAUAUGGAAGUCGACACAGCCGCCUUGUCUUAAAAGGACCAGAUCAUUUGUAUCUGGAAAUCAAAACCCUCCAAGGUGUUAAAGGUGAAAACAGUCUCAGUUCUACAGGCACCUUUCUUGUGGACAAUUCUAGUGUGGACUUCCAGAAAUUUCCAGACAAAGAGAUACUGAGAAUGGCUGGACCACUGACGGCAGAUUUCAUUGUCAAGAUCCAUGACUCAGGGCCCGCAGACAGCACAGUCCAGUUCAUCUUCUAUCAGCCUAUCAUCCAUCGAUGGAGAGAGACAGAUUUCUUUCCUUGCUCAGCAACCUGUGGAGGAGGUUACCAGCUGACAUCGGCUGAGUGUUAUGAUCUCCGGAGCAACCGUGUAGUUGCGGAUCAGUACUGUCACUAUUACCCAGAGAAUAUCAAGCCCAAACCCAAGCUUCAGGAGUGCAACUUGGAUCCUUGUCCAGCCAGUGACGGAUACAAGCAGAUCAUGCCUUAUGACCUCUACCAUCCCCUUCCUCGGUGGGAGGCCACCCCAUGGACCGCGUGCUCCUCCUCCUGUGGGGGGGGCAUCCAGAGCCGGGCAGUUUCCUGUGUGGAGGAGGACAUCCAGGGGCAUGUCACGUCAGUGGAAGAGUGGAAAUGCAUGUACACCCCUAAGAUGCCCAUCGUGCAGCCCUGCAACAUUUUUGACUGCCCUAAAUGGCUGGCACAGGAGUGGUCUCCGUGCACAGUGACAUGUGGACAGGGCCUCAGGUACCGUGUGGUCCUCUGCAUUGACCAUCGAGGAUUGCACACGGGAGGCUGCAGUGCAAAGACAAAGCCCCACAUCAAAGAGGAAUGCAUCAUACCUACCCCCUGCUACAAGCCUAAAGAGAAACUUCCUGUUGAGGCCAAGCUGCCAUGGUACAAGCAAGCUCAAGAGCUAGAAGAAGGAGCAGCUGUGUCGGAAGAGCCCUCGUUCAUCCCAGAGGCUUGGUCCACCUGUUCAGUCACUUGUGGUGUGGGGACCCAGGUGCGAAUAGUCAGGUGCCAGGUGCUCCUGUCUUUCUCUCAGUCGGUGGCGGACCUGCCUGUUGAUGAGUGUGAAGGACCCAAGCCGGCAUCCCAACGUGCUUGUUACGCAGGACCAUGCAACGGGGAAAUUCCUGAGUUUAAUCCAGAUGUCACAGACAGGCUCUUGGGUGGCCUGCAGGAUCUUGAAGAGCUGUAUGACUGGGAGUAUGAGGGAUUCACCAAGUGCUCUGAGUCCUGUGGAGGAGGUGUCCAGGAGGCUGUGGUGAGCUGCCUGAACAAACAGACCCGGGAGCUUGCUGAUGAGAACCUGUGCGUGACCAGCCGCCGGCCCCCACAGCUCCUGAAAUCUUGCAAUUUGGAUCCCUGCCCAGCAAGGUGGGAAAUUGGCAAGUGGAGUCCAUGUAGUCUUACCUGUGGGGUUGGCCUUCAGACCAGAGAUGUCUUCUGCUCCCACUUACUUUCCAAAGAAAUGAAUGAAUUGGUAAUCCUGGCUGAUGAGCUGUGUCACCACCCCAAGCCCAACACAGUACAAGCUUGCAACCGUUUCCAUUGCCCCCCAGCCUGGUAUCCUGCACAAUGGCAGCCGUGUUCCAGGAGCUGUGGAGGAGGCGUUCAGAAACGUGAGGUUCUUUGCAAGCAACGCAUGGCUGAUGGCAGUUUCCUGGAACUUCCUGAGACCUUCUGUUCUGCUUCCAAACCAACAUCUCAGCAAGCCUGCAAGAAAGAUGACUGCCCCAGUGAAUGGCUUCUCUCAGAGUGGACCGAGUGUUCCACCAGCUGUGGGGAGGGCACCCAGACCCGAAGUGCCAUUUGCCGGAAGUUGCUGAAAACCGGGAUCUACACUGUGGUCAACUCCACCCUGUGCCCACCCUUGCCUUUCUCUUCCUCCAUCAGGCCCUGCAUGCUGGCAGCCUGUGCCAGGCCUGGGCGGCCAUCCACAAAGCACAGCCCUCACAUCGCGGCCGCCAGGAACGUCUACAUCCAGACCCGCAAGCAGAGGAAGCUGCACUUCGUGGUGGGAGGAUUCGCCUACCUGCUCCCCAAGACGGCCGUGGUGCUGCGCUGCCCGACGCGCAGGUUCCGCAAACCCCUCAUCACCUGGGAGAAAGAUGGCCAGCACCUCAUCAGCUCCGCGCACGUCACCGUGGCCCCUUUCGGCUACCUGAAGAUCCAUCGGCUGAAACCCUCGGACGCGGGCAUCUACACCUGCUCUGCGGGGCCUGCCCGGGAGCAGUUCGUGAUUAAACUCAUCGGAGGCAACCGCAAGCUGGUGGCCCGGCCCCUGGGCCUGCCAAGCGAAGAGGAAGCUUUCCUGGUAAGAAAGUCCAACCCCAAAGAGGCCUUGCACACCCACAAACACCAAAACGGCAUCUUCUCCAACGGCAGCAAGGCUGAGAAGCGGGGUCUCACUGCCGACCCCGGGAGCCGCUACGAUGACCUGGUCUCCCGGCUGCUGGAACAGGGAGGCUGGCCGGGAGAGCUCUUGGCCUCCUGGGAGGCGCAGGACUCCAUGGAAAGGAACGCGUCCUCCGAGGAAGAUCCCAGCACGGAGCAGGUCCUCCUGCAUCUCCCCUUCACCAUGGUGACCGAGCAGAAGCGCCUGGAUGACAUCCUCAGGAACCUGUCCCAGCAGCCCGAGGAGCUCCGAGACGUCUACAGCAAACAUCUGGUGGCCCAGCUGGCCCAGGAGAUCUUCCGCAGCCACCUCGAGCACCAGGACACGCAGCUCAAGCCCUCGGAGCAGAGGUUUCCUCCUGUGGCCAUCCCCCCUCAUAAGCAUGUGUCUGGCUUCACCAGCUCCCUGAGGACCUCCUCUGGCGAGGCUGGGGCCGGCUCUCGUAGGCCACACCGAAAGCCCACCAUCUUGCGAAAGAUCUCAGCUGCCCAACAGCUCUCUGCCUCGGAGGUGGUCACUCACCUGGGGCAGACUGUGGCUCUGGCCAGCGGUACACUGAGUGUGCUGCUGCACUGUGAGGCCAUUGGAAACCCGAGGCCGACCAUCACCUGGGCCAGGAAUGGAGAGGAGGUUCAGUUUGGUGACAGGAUUCUCCUGCAGCCUGAUGACUCCUUACAAAUCUUGGCACCAGUGGAAGCUGAUGUGGGUUUCUAUACGUGCAAUGCCACAAAUGCCUUGGGAUAUGACUCAGUCUCCAUUGCUGUCACAUUAGCAGGAAAGCCACUGGUGAAAACAUCACGGAUGCUGAUGGUCAACACAGAGAAGCCCGCAAUCACAGUGGAUAUAGGAAGUACCCUCAAAACAGUCCAGGGAGUGAAUGUGACAAUUAACUGCCAAGUUGCAGGUGUGCCUGAAGCGGAAGUGACUUGGUUCAGGAAUAGAAGCAAACUGGGCUCCUCUCACCAUCUGUAUGAGGGCUCCUUGCUGCUCACAAAUGUGUCCCUCUCCGAUCAAGGCCUGUAUUCCUGUAGAGCAGCCAAUCUUCAUGGUGAACUGACUGAGAACACCCAGCUCCUGAUCUUAGAUCCCCCUCAAGUCCCUACACAGUUGGAAGACAUCAGAGCCUUGCUCUCAGCCACUGGACCGAACCUUCCUUCGGUGCUGACGUCUCCUUUGGGAACACAGCUGGUCCUGGAUCCUGGGAAUUCUGCACUCCUUGGAUGUCCUGUCACAGGACACCCCGCCCCCAAUAUCACCUGGCUUCAUGAUGGCCAGCCCAUUGCCACAGCCACGGGGCUGACACAUCACAUCUUGGCAGCUGGGCAGAUACUUCAGGUUGCAAAUCUCAGCGGAGGAUCUCAAGGGGAAUUCACCUGCCUUGCUCAGAAUGAAGCAGGGAUGCUCACACAAAAGGCAACCCUAGUGAUCCAAGAUUACUGGUGGUCUGUGGACAGACUGCCGACCUGCUCCGCAUCUUGUGGUAACAGAGGGUUUCAGCAGCCCCGCCUGAGGUGUCUGCUGAACCACACUGAGGUGGACCCCGAGCACUGUACAGGAAAGCCACGCCCUGCCGUACAACCUGUUGCCUGUAACCGUAGAGACUGCCCAUCUCGGUGGAUGGUGACUUCCUGGUCCGCCUGUACCCGAAGUUGUGGUGGAGGUGUCCAGACUCGCCGGGUGACCUGUCAGAAGCUAAAAGCUUCUGGGAUCUCCACCCCUGUGUCCAAUGAUUUGUGCUCCCAACUUGCCAAACGACCCGUGGAUACACAGGCCUGUAACCAGCAGCUGUGUGUGGAGUGGACCUUUUCCAGCUGGGGCCAGUGCAAUGGGCCUUGCAUCGGGCCUCGUCUGGCUGUGCAGCACAGACAAGUCUUCUGCCAGACCCGGGAUGGCAUCGCCUUACCCUCCGAACAAUGCAGCGCCCUUCCCAGGCCUGUGAGCACCCAGAACUGCUGGUCGGAGGCCUGCAGCGUACACUGGAGGGUCAGCCUGUGGACCCUGUGCACAGCGACCUGUGGCAACUACGGCUUCCAGUCCCGGCGCGUAGAGUGUGUGCAUGUCCGCACCAACAAGGCCGUGCCUGAGCACCUGUGCUCCUGGGGGCCCCGGCCUGCCAACUGGCAGCGCUGCAACAUCACCCCAUGUGAAAACACGGAGUGCAGAGACACCACCAGGUACUGCGAGAAGGUGAAACAGCUGAAACUCUGCCAACUCAACCAGUUCAAAUCUCGCUGCUGUGGAACUUGUGGCAAAGCCUGAAGACAGGGCAUGGGGAAGAACUCUACCCUGGCCAACCCCACAGGACUCACGCCACCACCUGGGACAGAACUAACGCUUUCUCUGUUUUAUUUAUUUAUUUGCCCCUCCUGCACACACCCACCUCCCACCCCCACCCCCCACCCCUGAGGACCUCAACAUGUUUUCUCUGUCAGUUCGCUGGAGGACAGUGUUGGGAAAGGGAAAGGACAGAUGUGUACAGGAAGUUACAGAGCCUGCCAGGCACCCAGUAGCAACAGCAGCAGCAGCAGCCUUUGGUGGAGGCAACUUUCUCCCAAUGGAGAGCUCAAAGUGACCAAGGAAGAGGAAGCCAUAGGCCCUAGAGACUAGGAGAGCCAGGUGGGGGUGGGGUUGAUGCAAACAGUAGACAACCAGCUGUUUCUUUCCUGGAAGUUAGGCAGAACUGUUGCUCUUUUCACACCUCCUCCCAUUCCUUGGCCAUGGGGAAAUCAAAGGAAAGCACCCCAGGACUCAGUGCUUCUAGGGUAGGAGGAACAUGGAAGAGAAGUCCGCCAUAGAUAGGUAGCAGUAAAGAGGGAGACAUAGCAAGCGUUAGCACAGAGAUGCAGGAAAUCAAGAAAGGAGGGAAAGAACAGAAUCAAAGGAAGUUUGUGUGUGCUCUUCAGUAGUGAGGCAUCAAAGGCAAGGAGGGACUUCCAGGCAGCUGCAUGAGGCUCGCCUGACAGGAGGUGGCACAUGCCUGCACCCCUGUAGGUUCAGUGGAGCUGUGUGGUAAUGUUCAUUCAGAACUUUCUCUGUGUCCACAUUGCACCUCCCCUAAGGUGAAGGGAGAGUCCCCACUCCCCACUCUGGAUGAACUUCCUGCCUGUGCAGAAUCAGCAAAGUCAGCAAAAGUCAGCAUCUGGCCAUGCAGCACGGCCAUCCCUGGCAUCUCUUUAUCUAAAUCAAAGGUCCCCUAGCCCUGAACAAAGUGCUGCUGUGCGCCAGGGGGCAUUCUGAGCAGACAUUGAGUGAGCCUUCUGCCUGAAUGGCUUUUGCUGCUCCACUGGCUCUAGCCAGGGACUGGGGUCCUUUGCUCAAAACUGAUUCAGUAAUGAUUUGCCAGAGCAUCCACUGCGUUUCAUGCCACAGCUGACCAGAGAGUGGAAUAAAAGAAUGGGUUUUGCCCAUGGUGUGCCCUGCCUACCCUACCACCCCUAGAAUCUGCAGGCCCUUCCUGUAGCACUGGAACUACUACUAUACGUGGUGUUUAUACAGCAAAUUGAGAAGAGUGAUAAGGAGCUGUGGUGAAGCCAAAAAGUAGUUAAGGACUCCAAGACUGUCCUGGAAGGCUUUUCAACCUAUCCUCCCACACAAUGAUAUAGUGUACACCUUAUAGUAAUUAUUGUGCCAGAAUUGGACAUUCAACCACUCAGCAGGGAAAGCUGCAUAUAUCCAUUAUGGUAAAAAAAAAAUGGUUACAACAAAGUCAAGCUCAAAACAAAAACCUUGCGAUUACUUUGCAAAUUGUUCAUUCUCCAUAGCAGAUUUCUUAGCAAGUACUUUGUGAUUCCUCCCCAAGUAGUCUCCUUUAGUAAGCUGGGCAGUUGUAGCCAUUUUCCCUCAGAGAAUAUAUAUAUGCUCAUGAAAUGCCACUCACCCCAGGGCCACUAUCAUCAGGACUGCAUUUUCCAGCCAGCCUGGAAGUAAAAUUCAUAAGGAAGACAUUAUUAUUUGUCUCUAGGCAAGCUAUGGACAGUAAAGGGGGUCACUUUUUCUUCAUUACAAGAUAGGCUCUAAGAAAUCAUGUUGCUAAAAUGCAGUGUAAUGUUUAUUUAAAAUAAAAUAGAAUGUUUUCUAUGUAUAUCUUUUGUGAAUAUUUAUUAGGAUGUCUUGUAUAAAAAAAGUGCAAUAUUAAUAAUAAUUGUACAUUGUCAUCCAGAAAAAAAAUAUUGGGGAACCCUUUAAAUUAACUUCCUGCAGCUGUGUUCUUAUAAGCUCAAUGGUGAUAAUUUGUAUCCUUCCUAUUUUUAGAAGUUGGUGUUUAACUCUGGAUCCAUUAUUCACUGUGUACAGAAUACAUUGUAAAAGCUAACACAGGACAUUUGUGACAUAAUAGUUAUGCAUGGAAUGAUGAAGACAAGUUCCAUACUAUUAAUGUGGUUAAUUAUUUCUUGUUCAAUAGCUAUUGGAAAUUGAUGGUCAAUAUUUACAUUUCCUUAGGGGAAAAAAUAGGCAUUUUCCAGCUCUGCCAUGUGUCAGGGUAUAGAGUUGGAAAUGGGUUCCAGAGUGAGUUGGAGAGUCUAGGUUUGGGGUGGAAAGCAGCGUGCUCUUUGCAUGAGUUGAAUGUACAUUUACUGUCUGUUCUGUGAAUUGUGACUCAGCAGUACCACAGAUUAUUAGGGCUGCUGGAUAAAUGUGGAAGGAGGCACUUCCUCCUCUAAACACAAAACUGUAUUUAUA